GGAGAGGAAAAAAAAUAGACGGGGCAUGAGUCGAGUUUCUCUCUUUCCUCGUUUUUUUUAACGCGGUUCACCACAUUUCAUUCAGUUGGAAACUCCGACGUCCUGGGCGUACCUAUCAGGUUUUUUCUUUUUUUUUUUCAUGACAGAGGAGUAAGGUGAGAGACGGGGUCACAGCCCCAUAAAUACUUGCUGUGCCGGAGACUUUGGAUGGAUCCUGGAGGAGUAAAUACUGCCGAGGAGAGCGCGCACGCACGAGGGGAGAGCCUAUUUCUGGACAAGCUGAUCAUUCAUUGAUAGAUAGUCAAACUGUAAAAAGUUUGAAAGUUGUUGGGUGAUUAUCAUGGGAAAUCUAUGAUUCCUCACUGGAAGACUUUUAAAGUUUUUUUUUGUCUCCCAGAGUGCAAUGUAGUUCAACUUAACAUCCCAAAGUGAUCCACUGGUCAACAUGAAGUCUGCGCUUCCACCUUUGAACCGUGCGCUUCUUGGACUUGCCUGGAGCUGUUUGAGUUUUCUCUCCUGCGCUCAUUGCGGUUUAAGUGACAACCAUGUGCACUCCAGUUUUAUAUACAGGAGGUUGCGCAACCACGAGCGCAGGGAGAUCCAGCGGGAGAUCCUCUCCAUCCUGGGCUUGCCGCACCGGCCCAGGCCCUUCUCCCCCGGGAAGCAGGCGUCCUCCGCGCCGCUCUUCAUGCUCGACCUAUACAACGCCAUGGCCGUGGAGGAGGAGGCGGAGGGCUUCCCGCAGGGCUUCCCGCAGGGUUUCCCGCAGGGCAUCCCGCAGGGCAUCCCGCAGGGCGCGGGGAAGAGCCUCGGUGCCAACAAGGCUCAAGGGCAUGCCAGGAAAAGCUACUACAACCCGCAGCACGCUGGCUAUUCCCGGGUGACGCAGCCCCACCGAGCGACCCCUCUGCUGGGCCACAGCCCGCUCACCACGGCGCACGACAACAACUUCCUCAAUGACGCCGACAUGGUCAUGAGUUUUGUCAAUUUAGUGGAGAGAGAUAAAGAUUUUUCUCACCAAAGAAGACACUACAAGGAGUUCCGUUUUGAUCUGACUCAGAUCCCAGAUGGAGAGGCUGUGACGGCGGCAGAGUUUCGGAUCUAUAAGGACCGCAGUCAAGCCCGCUACGACAACAUGACCCUGAAAGUUACAAUAUAUCAAGUCAUUAAGGAAUACAACAACAAAGAUGCUGAGACGUUCUUGCUCGACUCCAAAAAUGUCCAAGCAUCUGAUGGUGGCUGGCUAGUGUUUGACAUAACAGCCACCAGUAACCACUGGGUGAUGAAUCCACAGCUGAACCUGGGCCUGCAGCUCUGUGUGGAAACUGCAGAUGGAAGAAGUAUCAACAUGAAAUCUGCUGGAAUCAUCGGGAGGAACGGGCCCCAGUCCAAACAGCCGUUCCUGGUUGCUUUCUUUAAGGCCAGUGGGGUGUUGCUUCGCUCCGUCAGAGCUGCUGGUGGGAAGAAAAAGAACCACAACCGCAAUAAAUCUAGUAAUCAACAAGAAUCUUCAAGGACACUAAAAGCCGGAGAUUAUAACACCAGUGAACAGAAGCAGGCCUGUAAGAAGCAUGAGCUCUAUGUCAGCUUUCGAGACUUGGGCUGGCAGGAUUGGAUCAUUGCACCAGAGGGCUACGCAGCUUUUUACUGUGAUGGGGAAUGCUCGUUUCCUCUCAAUGCUCACAUGAAUGCCACAAACCAUGCAAUUGUCCAAACCCUGGUCCAUUUAAUGUUUCCUGACAAUGUGCCAAAGCCAUGCUGUGCCCCAACCAAACUCAACGCAAUAUCAGUACUUUACUUUGAUGACAGUUCAAAUGUUAUCCUGAAAAAAUACAGAAAUAUGGUCGUCAGAUCAUGCGGGUGCCAUUAGUCGUGAGGCUGUUUAAUUUAUGCAACCUGAUACGGGAAUCGCUGGAAAACACAUCUGCUGCAGGUGUGGUGUGAUGUACAGUAUUAUGUAUAUAUAGUUUUAUUACAUAAUUUAUUUUCCUUUUUUGAAAAUAGCACUGAAUAUUGUGAUAUUUAAAUGAUUAGGACAAAAUAUUGAGUUUACUUUAUAUCAUUUACCUUCUGUGUCCGUUGGCAUAUAUUCUUGUCUGUGUAACAUUUAUGGUUAAACUGUCCACUGGAGUCAUUAUUGUUCUGUUUUUUUUUCUUUUCACCUGUAAAAUUGUAAAUUAUACUCAUUAUAUACUUCAUGUCUUUUCUAUUUCUUUUAUUAGUUAAAUGCCCAAAUGUAUUGUCCAUAUAUAAUUAAUAUAAACAGAAUAAUGUCAUGAAUUAAAGGACCAUAAGCUGAUUUUAUUAAUAAAAAAAUUAAUUAAAAAAGGGAAAAACAUCAGUGUGAUACUUUUGGUACAAACAUCCCAUAACAGACUGUAUUGUUUUAAUGAACUAACUGCCUGGAACUUUUUUCAAGCUACCAUUUCAAAAGUUUUUAUCUUUUAAUUUGUUUUUUUUUAACUUUAUAUGAAUAUGUUUUUCUCUCAUUCAUGAACUUUAAAUGCCUCAUUUAAGCUCCCCACUUCCAUCCAGAUGUAGGUCCUCCAGCCUCUUCAGAUUCAUCUUGCUCUUUUGUGUUUUUGUUUGGAGCUCUACGGAUGUUUUGCAUUCUG
This is a messenger RNA of Cololabis saira (Pacific saury), 2615 nucleotides long. RefSeq names its product bone morphogenetic protein 5 (gene bmp5). Gene Ontology annotation, biological process: SMAD protein signal transduction. Bases 446 to 1870 code for a protein of 474 amino acids. The transcript has 7 exons. Gene Ontology annotation, cellular component: extracellular region. Gene Ontology annotation, molecular function: growth factor activity; cytokine activity. Lineage: Eukaryota; Metazoa; Chordata; Actinopteri; Beloniformes; Belonidae. The record is from RefSeq and is a predicted model, not a curated record.